AUUUGUUUGGGCGGGGGUGAGGUAACUCCGGUGGUUGUGGAAAGCUGAGGAAGGAGAUUUAACGAGGUUGCAUUUCUCUCUGGGGAGGCCCACUUCCUUGUGAGCUGACUGCAUGGGAUGGCAAAGGGUUUCUUAGCCCGGACUGUUACUGUGGUGUCUCUUACUGUAACACUAUCUGCAGCUACUACUAAGUCUUCUUACUGCCACUAUUUCUACCCAAUAUUCCAAGCAGUCAGGAAUAUUGCAUACAGCCCAUCUUCAGAACAUUGGUUCCACAGUGACGCUGCUAAAAUGUCACAUUGUAAAGAUCCCAAAGAAAAUGUACACAACAAAGCUAGGACCUCCCCGUAUCCAGGAUCCAGGAUCGAGCGCAGCAAAGUACCCAAUGAUAAAGUGGACUGGUUAAUUGACUGGGAGGACUAUAGCCCUGUGGAAUAUACAGCGCGCUCUGUUUUGGCAGGACCUAAGUGGGCAGAUCCAGAGAUUGGGGCCAAAAACUUUACACCACAUUUCAAUGAGAAGGAUGGGCAAGUGGAGAGGAAGAGCCAGAAUGGUUUAUAUGAGGUGGAAAACGGAAGGCCGAGGAACCCUGUAGGCAGAACUGGAAUAGUGGGCCGAGGUCUGCUUGGGCGCUGGGGUCCAAAUCAUGCUGCAGACCCUCUUAUAACUAGAUGGAAGAGAGAUAGCAGUGGCAAUAAAGUAGCUCACCCAGUAUCCGGCAUAAACAUCUUGCAGUUCAUUGCGAUCAAAAGGAAAGACUGUGGGGAAUGGGCCAUCCCAGGGGGAAUGGUAGACCCAGGGGAGAAGUUAUCUGCUGCGCUAAAACGGGAAUUUAGUGAGGAGGCCUUGAACUCCUUACAGAAAACUGGGGCCGAGAAGGAAGAGAUGGAGAAACAACUAAAUAGGCUUUUCAAUCAGGACCACUUUGUGGUAUAUAAGGGAUAUGUGGAUGAUCCUCGUAAUACAGACAAUGCUUGGAUGGAGACAGAAGCAGUAAACUAUCAUGAUGAAUCUGGUGAGGCAAUGGACAAUUUGCACCUAGAAGCAGGAGAUGAUGCUGGGAAAGUGAAAUGGGUUGACAUGAGUGAAAAGCUGAAACUGUAUGCCAACCAUGUUGACUUCGUUAGGCUUGUAGCAGAGAAGAGAAGAGCUCACUGGAGUGAAAAUCCUGACCUAAGUUGCCAUGAUCAAAGCCUAACUAAAGCCUGAACAUGUCAAACAGAAGUAGAGUAGUGGAAUGCUGCUUGAAGAAGCACCGCUGAUGUAUAAAUUAAAGCUGUAAAGUACCCGCAGCCAAAGUGAAGUUACUAAAUUCCCUUGAUUUCAAUGGGAGAGAUUUAACUUUUUCACUGAAAUCAACGGGGCUUAAAAGUGUUCGGCAUUGGCUACAUCAUGUCCUCUUCUUUUCAUGAGGAAAUCAUUCCAAGGGAUUAGAUAAAUUUGUGUAUCCAUUACAUAUGGAGAAGUAAUACAUCUGUAAUGGUGUGAUUUUUUGUUUGCUAACAGGAGUGUUGUUGACAGGCGUUUUACAAUUUGUGAUGACAAAAAAUUACAGAAACACAAGUGUCCAUGAUUCUCAGAGAUUAAAAAUGUUUUUUUCCCUUUACAUAAUUGCGAGCUUCUUCCUCUGUUUUCAUUGCCAAAUUGUUGAAUGGUAAUGGAUUGUAACUUCUGUACUGUGGUUAUUAAGCUCCGCUUCUCUUUUACUUGCUGAUGUUGAUUAGUUUUUAGGAAAAUAAACCUUGCAUGUCAAUACUUAAUAUUUAUUGCCAUAACCCAUGAUAAUGAAGCAACUAAGGGUGCAAUCCUAUGCACACAGUGGUGCUUAUUUCUGAGUAAAUGUGUACAGCAUUGCACUGUGAAUUCUGAAUGUAUUUCAUGUUCAUCAUACACACCCAGCAAGGCAUUUUUCAGAAAUAAACAGCCCUAUUCUUAUUUCCAUGCUGAUUCUAUUCUUUAUGGAGAUGAGGAAAGAAAACUGUGAUAUAACUGGAAUAAAAAUCUAAGGUGCACAUAAUCAGGAAACAAAAAGUAACAAACUGGUAUAAAAUAU
This is a messenger RNA of Elgaria multicarinata webbii, 2053 nucleotides long. It is a transcript of the gene NUDT9, whose product is annotated as nudix hydrolase 9. Gene Ontology annotation, molecular function: ADP-ribose diphosphatase activity. Bases 118 to 1209 code for a protein of 363 amino acids. The transcript is spliced from 9 exons. Gene Ontology annotation, cellular component: mitochondrion. NCBI's taxonomy places the organism in Eukaryota, Metazoa, Chordata, Lepidosauria, Squamata, Anguidae. The record is from RefSeq and is a predicted model, not a curated record.